Messenger RNA from Paramuricea clavata, 568 nucleotides. Lineage: Eukaryota; Metazoa; Cnidaria; Anthozoa; Malacalcyonacea; Plexauridae. The record is from the annotation of a GenBank genome assembly.
AUGUCGAUAUCGACAUCUCAUGACAUUGAAACAUGUAUCGACCUCGAGGAACGUUCGCAUAUUUCCCCGACAACUGACGACACGUUCAAGAUGAGCGAAAAAGCGAAGCAUGUCUGUUUGGUGCUCCAUCCAAUCCAAGUACAGAAAGGACAAGCGUAUUCGGAGCGGCGAUUGCUACGACAGACGAUAAAAACAGGCCGUUUCUCACUGAUUUGGAUUGACAAGUUGAGCAACAUGUGCAAGAUGAACCGUUUACAAACGAUGCGUCAAAACCUCCUUUUUUUCCAAAAUAAAGAAGCUCCAUGUCAACCCAACUUGAAAGUACACCCGUGCAGGAACGCGAUUUGGAAGUAGAUUAAGACUCUUCAAAUCCAGCUUGUAAGGUGAAUAUAAAUGGUGGAAUAGAACGAAGAGCUGAAUGCUUGUUUUUGUUUUACACUGUACUUGUAGACUGUUUUUACCAAAUCCGACGGAGAUAGCAUUCACUAAAAUUGGUUUUCGUGAUUGGAAACACGACAAGGAGAAAGAAAAAGGUAUUACCUACAUCAUUCUUCGAAUGAUCAUUUGA